AUGGCGCCACCCGGACGCCGGAGAGGCCAUCUCUCGCCCGCAACUGUCCUCCUCGGUCUCGUAUUCCUCUUCUCGUCGACCGCCUCCGCUGCGUCAGCUAUUAUCGGUGUUGAUCUCGGUACCGAAUACAUCAAGGCUGCGCUUGUGAAGCCAGGAAACCCUCUUGAGAUUGUCCUCACCAAGGACUCGAAGCGCAAGGAGACUGCGGCCAUUGCUUUCAAGCCAUCCAAAGGCGGUGCCCUCCCCGCAGGCUCUUAUCCCGAACGCUUCUACGGUGGCGAUGCAAUUGCGCUACAGGCACGGUUCCCUGGCGAUGUGUACCCUAACCUGAAGCAUCUUUUGGGCAUCUCGAAUGAGGACGACGCAGUCGCCACGUACAAGGAGAGGUAUCCAGCCCUCGAGGUCACUGCCACAAAAGGACGCCCAACAGUCAGCUUUGAGAGUCAUGUGUUCAGCGAGGAUAAAUCAUACAUGGUUGAGGAGCUAUUGGCUAUGGAACUAAAGAAUGUCAGAGAGAACGCAAAGGCGCUGGCAGGCAAGGGCUACGAUGUCCAAGAGGUCGUUUUCACCGUUCCAGCCUUCUACACUGUGUCUGAAAGGCGCGCACUAGAGGUCGCAGCUCGCCUGGCAGGCCUCAAGGUUCUCAGUGUUAUUUCCGAUGGUUUAGCUGUUGGUCUCAACUAUGCCACCAGUAGGACGUUCCCCGAUAUCACUAAGGAUGGCAAGCCAGAAAUCAAUAUGGUAUUCGACAUGGGCGCUGGUUCAGCGUCUGCCACAAUUGUCAAGUUCCAGGGCCGUUCGGUCAAGGAUGUAGGCAAGCGCACCAAGACUAUCCAGGAAGUUCAAGUCAUGGGCACCGGAUGGGACAGGACGCUUGGAGGUGAUGCGUUGAACUCGCUAAUCGUCGAUGAUAUGGUUUCUACAUUCAUCGAGCUUCCUGCGGCCAAGAGCGCAUCUUUCACAGCUGAGCAGGUUAAGACUCACGGACGUACUGCCGCCAAGCUUUUCAAGGAGGCAGAGAAGAUUCGCCAGAUGCUUAGCGCCAACAAGGACACAUCUGCUUUCUUCGAAAGCUUUUACGAGGACGUUGACUUCAGGUACAAGCUCACUCGUACCAAGUUUGAGGAGCUUGCAACAGCCUAUGCUGAACGCGUUGAUGGCCCCAUCAACCGAGCUCUUGAAGCUGCUGGUCUUACUCUGGCUGAUAUCGACUCUGUUAUUGUUCAUGGUGGUGCAAGCCGUACUCCCUUUGUUCAGGCUCGUCUUGAGGCAGUUGCUGGAAAGGGCAAGAUCAGGGCCAAUGUUAACUCUGACGAAGCCGCUGUUUUCGGCGCUGCCUUUAAGGCUGCUAGCCUGAGUCCCUCUUUCCGUGUCAAGGAGAUUCGCGAGCUGGACACCCAGGGCUACAACCACGGUUACAAGUACAUGUUUGACCUGAAGGAUCGCGACCAGAAAAUCUUCACACCCAACACCAAAAUCGGCAUGGUCAAGGAUCUACCUUUCCAAAUGAUGGGCGAGUUUGAGUUUUCCAUGUACCAAGCUGUGCCUGGACCCAAGGGUGCCAUCUCAAAAGAGCCUACUCUCCAGUUCACUAGUGGUAACUUGACCAGAGUUAUCACCAAGAUGAUUGACGAGGACAAGUGUGAUCGCGAAAGCUUCAACAAUUACGUCAAGGUCAGAUUGAGCCCCAUCACUGGUACCCCUGAAGUUCUCUCUGCUUGGGUCACUUGCGAAAGCGAGUCUGAAGAGCCCAAGGCUGGUAUCGUUGAUGGUGUAAAGAACUUGUUCGGCAUGGGUGGCAAGAAGGACCAGGAAGCCCUGAAAGAGGACGAAAGUUCUUCAUCAUCUACGUCCAAAUCCUCUUCUUCCUCUUCUGCCUCGUCGUCAUCUGCUGAUGCCGAGAGCACUGAUGCCGCCAAAGCUACCGAAAAGAAGAUCAAGGUCGUCAAGUCCGCUCACACUUAUGAUGUUGUAGAGCUAGGCUACAAGAAGAUUACUCGCAAGGAGUUCAAGAGGAUGCAAGACAGACUCGCUGCUUUCGAUGCGUCAGACAAGGCCCGUCGCGCUCGUGAGGAGGUUCUUAACUCACUGGAAGCCUUCACAUACCGCGCACGCGACUACCUAGAGGAUGAGUCAUUUAUUAGUGCUUCCACUUCGGCGGUUCGCUCUACUCUCGAGGAGAAACUUGGUACCACCUCGGAUUGGCUCUAUGCGGAAGGUGCAGAUGCGGAUGAGCAGACGCUCCGAAGCAAGCUCAAGGAGCUUGAGGACCUCGUUAAGCCUGUUCUCAACCGCAAGACCGAAGCAUCCAAGCGCCCGGAGGCCGUCAAGGAGCUCAAGGAUACCAUUGACCACAUCAAGGAAGUUGAGCAGCUUGUUGACGGGCAGAUUAAGACCCAGAUAGCGGAGAGCUCUAAGAGCAGCGAGGCUGUAGCUCAAGCGUCUGCAUCUCCAUCCACGGAUCCUAUGGACGAGCUUGACGAGGAAAAGACACCGGCUGAGCCUGAAAUCACCGAAGUGCCUACCAUCUACACAGAAUCCGACCUAAAGGCUGUGCAGGAUGCUGCAUCCAAGGCCCGAGCCUGGCUCGAGGAAAACGAAGCAAAGCAGAGUAAGCUCAGCGAGACCGACGACCCUGCAUUCACGGUCAAGGAAAUUCAGGCGGAGAAGAAGAAGAUGGACGAUAUAAUCAUGGACAUGAUGAUGAAGAAGAUGAAGCACUUCAAGCCGCCGAACCAGCAAAAGCCCAAGACCACUAAGCCCAAGACUAAGAAUGGCAAGUCUAAGAAGGCUAACAAGGCCAAGGGUGAUAGCAAGGAGACUGAGAAGGAAAGCAAGGGCCCGAACGACGAGGAGCUACAGGAGGCGCUCAAGAAGGCGGGCGUAGAUGCCGAUGGGAUUAAGCUCAAGAACUUUGGAGGCAAAGGCGAUAAGGGGAGCAUCUUGAAGCAACUGAAUGUCCCUGAAGACGCAACACAAGAGGAGAUUCUCGCAGCGCUUAACAAGGCGAUAGAGCAGAAUAAGGAGAAGGACGAGUUGUAA
Molecule: messenger RNA, 3042 nt
Organism: Bipolaris victoriae FI3
Lineage: Eukaryota; Fungi; Ascomycota; Dothideomycetes; Pleosporales; Pleosporaceae
Exons: 2
Coding region: 1-3042 (1013 amino acids)
Biological process (GO): endoplasmic reticulum unfolded protein response; cellular response to hypoxia; negative regulation of hypoxia-induced intrinsic apoptotic signaling pathway
Cellular component (GO): endoplasmic reticulum chaperone complex
Molecular function (GO): ATP binding; ATP-dependent protein folding chaperone
Source: RefSeq, a predicted model, not a curated record